AUGUCACUCAAUAACGACACUCGUACCAGAGUGGACGGCUAUGUGCAACCUCAGCUUGUCAAAAAGCCGCCGUUCUCGGUCGAAGCCUCGGGCUACGAAAAGAAAGAUGGCGAGACCAUCCCAAGGCGACACCCCAUGGCAAAGGACAAGCUCAUCACACAGCCGUCAGAUGAUGUCAAGACAAUCUACGACAACUUGACACGUGCUUCGCGCAAAUUUGGAAAUGCAAAGGCCAUCGGGACGAGGAAAAUCAUCAAGACCCAUGUCGAAAACAAGAAGGUGAAGAAGAUCGUGGAUGGCCAGGAACAGGAGGUGGACAAGAAAUGGACGUACUAUGAACUGAGUGGCUAUAGCUACAUGAGCUUCAUCGAGUACGAGAAACUCGCCCUCGACUGUGCCUCGGGCCUGCGCCACUUGGGCAUCACCAAGGAAAACAAAAUGCACCUUUACGGAGCUACCAGUGCCCAUUGGCUCGCCAUGUCCCAUGCGGCUGCAUCCCAGUCCAUUCCAAUUGUCACUGCCUACGAUUCCCUGGGCGAAGAAGGCUUACGGCACUCACUUGUCCAGACAAACUCCGUGGCCAUUUUCCUGGAUCCGAACCUGAUCCCGGUGUUGAUCAAGGUGCUGAAGGCUGCCAAAACGGUCAAAUCUGUCAUCUACAACACCGAUCCUGAGAUCAAGCAGGAAGAUCUUGAGAAGUUAAAGUCAGAAUUCCCGGACCUCAAAGUUCUGAGCUUUGAGGAACUGCGGCAAUCAGGCGCCGACAACCCCGUCGACCCGGUGCCGCCGAGUCCAGAGGAUCUCGCUUGUAUCAUGUACACUUCUGGCUCAACUGGGCCACCAAAGGGCGUCACGAUCAAACACAAGGCUGUGGUGGCCGCCAUGGCCGGCGUGCAAAGCAUAGUCGCGCCUUACAUCGGACCAUCGGAUGCGUUGUUGACCUAUUUGCCCCAGUCACACAUCUUCGAGUACAUGUUCGAGAACGUUUGCCUGUUCUGGGGCGGUACGAUGGGCUAUGGUAACCCUAAGACUCUCUCUGACACCUCGGUUCGCAAUUGUAAAGGUGAUAUUCGAGAGUUCCGACCCACCAUCCUGAUCGGCGUCCCUGCCGUGUGGGAGAGCGUGAAGAAAGGAAUACUUGCAAAGAUCAACAGUGGCUCCUUUGUCGUGAAGAAUCUGUUUUGGGGGGCUCUGUCCCUUAAGCAAACACUCCUAGGAGCCAAGCUUCCUGGUGCCGGAUUACUCGACGCGAUUGUUUUCAAGAAGCUUAAAGAUGCAACCGGCGGCAGGCUCCGGAUCGCAUUCAACGGAGGAGGUCCCAUUUCUCAGGAAACGAUCAAGUUCAUCAGUUAUGCCGUUACACCCAUGAUCUCAGGCUACGGUCUGACUGAGACGACGGCAAUGGGUGCCAUCCAGGAUCCUCUGGCGUGGGAUCCACACGCUCUGGGCGACAUCCCAGCUUGUAUUGAGAUCAAGCUGGUGGACUUCCCGGAUGCCGGUUAUUACUCGUCGAGCAACCCCCCUCAAGGUGAAAUCUGGAUUCGAGGACCUCCGGUCACGGAAGGCUACUGGGACAAUGAACAAGAGACGCGGGAGGCGAUUACAGAGGACAAAUGGUUCAAGACCGGCGAUAUUGGUGAAUUCAACGCCAACGGUCAUUUACGCAUCAUUGACCGCAAGAAGAAUUUGGUCAAGACAUUGAAUGGCGAAUACAUCGCCCUCGAGAAGCUGGAGUCCGCCUACCGCGCGUGCCCUGUGGUUGGGAACAUUUGCGUCUUCGCCGCCGAGGACAAAGCGAAGCCUAUCGCCAUCGUGGUCCCAGUGGAAGCAGCCUUGAAGAAGAUUGCUGCAGCCCACGGCAUCAAGGGAGACCACCUGGAAGAGAUGGUCCACGACAAGAAACUCAACCAAAUUGUCCUUAAGGAGAUCCAGAAAGCUGGCCGCGAUGUUGGCCUUUCCGGUAUUGAAAUCAUUGACGGUUUGGUCCUAGCAGACGAAGAGUGGACACCACAAAAUGGAUUUAUCUCGCCUGCGCAAAAACUACAGAGGAAGAAGAUCCAGGCCCGGUACGAAAAGGAGAUCCAAAAGGCCUACGGUAGCAAUAGCUGA
Molecule: messenger RNA, 2109 nt
Organism: Exophiala dermatitidis NIH/UT8656
Lineage: Eukaryota; Fungi; Ascomycota; Eurotiomycetes; Chaetothyriales; Herpotrichiellaceae
Product: long-chain fatty-acid-CoA ligase
Exons: 3
Coding region: 1-2109 (702 amino acids)
Biological process (GO): long-chain fatty-acyl-CoA metabolic process; long-chain fatty acid metabolic process
Cellular component (GO): plasma membrane; endoplasmic reticulum; lipid droplet
Molecular function (GO): long-chain fatty acid-CoA ligase activity
Source: RefSeq, a predicted model, not a curated record